This is a messenger RNA of Pogona vitticeps (central bearded dragon), 1111 nucleotides long. The record is from RefSeq and is a predicted model, not a curated record. NCBI's taxonomy places the organism in Eukaryota, Metazoa, Chordata, Lepidosauria, Squamata, Agamidae.
AUGGGGUGCCUCAAGGGACCUGAACUCAGCCCCCCCCCGUCCUCCCGCCUCCUUCCGCAGCGAUGCAUCGACUGGAACCGGGACAUCCUCAAGAAGGAGCUCGGCCUCCAAGAGAAGGACAUCAUCGACCUGCCGGCCCUCUUCAAGAUGGACAAGCAAGGGAAGGCCAUGGCCUUCUUCCCCAACAUGGUGAACAUGAUCGUCCUGUCCAGGGACCUGGGCAUCCCCAAACCCUUUGGGCCCAUCAUCGAGGGCGAAUGCUGCGUGGAGCAACACGUCUCCGACCUGCUCGAGCCCCUGGGGCUGGUGUGCAGCUUCAUCGACGACGUCUCCUCCUACCACCAGCAGCUGGGCGAGGUUCACUGCGGCACCAACGUCCAGCGCAAGCCGUUCCCCUUCAAGUGGUGGCACGUGGUCCCCUAAGCGGAGGUUCCCCCAAUGCCCUGCGUCAAGGGAGGGGUUCAGAGGAAUGGGUUCGACGCCUUGUGGGCCUCCCCAAAAUCACCCUGAGUUCCUGGUGGGGCAGGUGGAACCGGGGGGGGGAGUGUUUCACCAAAGUCCAGCCAGCAGGAGACACCUAGAAUGUUGCCUGUGUUUUGGGGGGGGGGCUGGAGAGGGGAGAAGGUGUUCCCUUGAAUCCUCCCAAGAGGGGCUCCUUCCCUUCUUGUCUCCUUUCUUUGUUUGCUUGGGGUGGGGGUGGGGGUGUGUUGAUCGAGUUUCUCGGUGGGUUGCAGGUGGGAUCUCGGCUCACCAAGGGUGGGGUGCUUUGAUGCUUUCCAGAAACUCUGUGCAUGCUCUGUGGUGUGUGUGUGUGUGUGUCCUGUGCUCUCCUCUUCUUCAGCAACUGGCUGAUGGGGGCCCUUCCACCAAACAUGCCACCAACCGAACGCCCACUCCAUACUCUGUGUGUGCGUGUGUUUGUGUGUGUGUGCUUUUUGUGUGUGUGUGUGUGUGUGUUAAACCUGCUGGGAUUCAUGGCAGCUCUAAGUUGCGUGACUGACUGGGAGGCGUUAUGCCAAACAGGGACUUUUAAAAACUAUGGUUUGGAUAGGUAUUCCUCUCUCUCUUUUUUUGGAACAACAGUAAUAAAAAACGGGGAGGCUGCUUCUCU